Messenger RNA from Gilbertella persicaria, 1304 nucleotides. RefSeq lists its product as uncharacterized. The record is from RefSeq and is a predicted model, not a curated record. Lineage: Eukaryota; Fungi; Mucoromycota; Mucoromycetes; Mucorales; Choanephoraceae. The coding region runs from base 4 to 1059 and encodes 351 amino acids. The transcript has 4 exons.
GACAUGACGCGUACCCUGUCGCGAUCUCGAGUUGGUGACGUCAGCACCCCUUCGAGAUCAGCUCAUCUCGAUCUCGAAAAAGACGUUGUCUUUGACUUUGAAGUAAGUAAUGUUGCUUUGCUCUCUUCGGUCCCUUCUGUUUCUUCUCUCCCUCCUUCCCCUCCUGCUUGGUUUGCUGCUUUUCAGGCCAAGUUUGAGCGCCAUGAGGAGCGUUUGGCCCAACUGGAGUCCCUGGUCGCCGAGAACUCUGCCCUCAAGAAGGAGCUGGCUGCCGCGCAUGCUAGAAUCUUGGAGCUUGAGUCUCAAGCAGGCUCAUCCGCUGCCUCUCCUUUGGCUGUGUCCAUGGAGGAUGAUCUGGUUGCUGCUCCCUCUUCUUCUGUCUCGCCUUCUGCUGCUGUCUCCAAGUGGGCUCAGGUUGCCAAGAAGAACCCCACGCCUGCGGAGGCUUUUGGUAGGUCUAAGAAGUCCGGCUCUCCCUCGGUUACCAAGGCCAAACCCAAGGCUAGGAUCACCCCUAAGCAACGUAAGGCCGCUGCCCGUAUCUUUUUGAUUUCUUCUCCUGCUGCUGCUGGUACUUGUGUAGACAGACCUCUUUAUGAGUAUGUCUACUUGCCAGACAAGUACCGUGACCGUCUCUCCGCCUUCCGUCACAAGCUGCGACUGAUCGGGCUGGAUAACAGCCGUGUACUUGAUGUGCACUAUCCGGCUCGUAACGUCUACUCGCUUCCGGUCUUGACUGACUUUGAUCCUUUCUCUGGCACCAAUGUCAAGGAUCCUGCCUUUGUCUCUCUGGAUGCUGAUGCUCUCUCUGCCAAAGCACGCGAGCUACAGCAAGCUCGUCUUGUUCGUGCUCUUGGCUAUAUCCGCGAACAGGUUCGUAGACAGGUGGCCUACGACUUUGUUUGUCAAGGUUGGCUGACCAAAGAACAAGCUGGUUCCGUGGUUGGUUCUCUCUCCGCUGUGGCUGGUGCUGGUGCUGGUGCUAACGCUCCCUCUGUCUCUCCUUCCAGUAUGGAUUUUACCUUGGCCGGUGAUGGUGAACCGGUCUCCUCCUCUUAAUGAGCGAGGUACCUAUGGUUCCUUAUGCUCCUAUGACCCCCUCCUCUCCUUCUGCCUAUGACUUCACCAUGACUAUAUGGAAUGCUAAUGGUAUUGCUCGUCAAGCCAUUAGUACGGUUACUGACUACCUCUAUGACUCCUCACUCAUUUUUAUCACCGUAACCUGGCUUCUUCCUCCUCUCCGCUUUCCUACUUCUUGGCAACAGUAUCACACCUAUGGUCAACCUGUUGCUGACUCUUUCCGU